Lacerta agilis (Sand lizard) is the source of this 3779-nucleotide messenger RNA. RefSeq lists its product as uncharacterized. The record is from RefSeq and is a predicted model, not a curated record. The coding region runs from base 1 to 3396 and encodes 1131 amino acids. NCBI's taxonomy places the organism in Eukaryota, Metazoa, Chordata, Lepidosauria, Squamata, Lacertidae. The transcript has 6 exons.
AUGGCCUCUCAGGCCCACACCCCACCUUCCUGCCCACCCAGCGCCCCCUCGCUGCUCCUGCCUGCCUUCCCUGGGACGGCUCUGCUCGUGACCUCAGCCGAUGCCCCGGGGAGCAAGCUGAUCAUCAAGUUAAAAAGAGAAGGCCCCAUGAUGGGGGGCGCCGAGGAAAUACCCCGGACUCAGACUUUCUUUCUGACAGGGAUGCCACUGGGCUGGGCCACCCAGCGCCGGGAUGGGCCAGGAGGCCCCGGUAUCCGCACAGUGUUGCUGGCAAAAGCUGGCGAGGAGCCAGGUGGUAGGAAACAGAGAGUGCCAGAGGCCAUGCCAUCUGCCCGAGCGCCCCCUCCCAGUGAUGCCUCCUUUGCCUGUACCUCCAAGGGGGUUUAUGAGAAUUAUCGGCGCUGGCAACGCUACAAGGCCUUGGCCAGGCGCCAUUUCCCUGCCACGCCUGAUGCCGAAGCUCUCGCCUGUUUUUUCAUCCCCGUCCUCCGCUCACUGGCACGCCUGCGCCCCGACAUGACCCUGGAGGAUGGGGUCCCCCGUGCCGUGCAAGAAUGGGAGCACAGCAGCAACUUUGAGCGCAUGAUCUUCUACGAAAUGGCAGAAAAGUUCAUGGAGUUUGAAGCAGAAGAGGAACAACAGAUCCAGAAGAUGAAGCUCUUGGCCAGUUGCUCUCAGUUCCAGGCCCCAGCUCCCAAACCCAACAAGCCACCUCCGUCCCCUGCCCCUGAGCCUGGGCAGCAGCAAGUCUACAUCCCCAAGAAGUCAGCUUCCAAGAGCCGCCAGCCUCGGCGUCGCCAGCGUCGCCCGCCCAGCACUUCCACCCCAGGAGCGCCCAGGGAGAUCCCUGCCGAGGCUGUGCACCAGUAUGCCGAGAUCAUGGAAGGCCUGGACACGAGUUGGGAGGAGGAAGAGGACGAGAAGAAAGAACAAGGGGUGUGCAGCAACCCCCAAGAGCAGGAAGAGGGGGCCUUCCCAGAUCCUGCCCUGCUGCAGUAUAUCGACCAGUUAUGUGAUGAUGAAGAAUUUGUUUGUAAGGUUGAAGCUGUCAUUCAUCCACAGUUUAUGGCUGACUUGCUGUCUCCGGAGAAAAGCCAGGAUCCUCUGGAUCUGAUGGAGGAAUUGGCGGAGGAGCUAAACUUAACACCAAAUCAGCUGACAGAGAAGAGACUCCUGGCGCUGUCAGAAGAAGAAAGGGAGCCCUCUGUCUACCCUACAUCCCAUUCUGACUCCACCCCCUCGCAGUCUGAGGAAGAGGACGAGGUCAGUGGUAAUGGAAAAGGAGAAGAUGCAGCAUGCCAUGCCCCGAAGAGGCCUUUGACCAGCAAAGUCAUUAGAGGCAACCAGCCAGAACUGCCUAUGCCAGCCACCAGUUCCCCACUGGCACACCAUUCGCAGCAACCAGGCUUUCCACCAAAGGCAGAGAGUUCUCCUCCUCACAAAUGUGGCACCCAGGACUCUCAGGAAGCAAACCUGCUACUUUCCAUGAAGAGCACAGAUGGAGAGGAGACCCAGAACUCACAGGGACCAGGUGGCCAGGUUCAAAGUCAUGGGAGCUCUUCUCAUAGCCAGUGGGUCACAUUGGAAGCUGCUCCUGGUAUAACAGGAAACGCCAGUGUUACUGGGAACUUAACUUCCGAAGUGGACAACAAGGCCAAGCAAGGUAUUGCAAGGCCCCAUGCCUUGGAACAUUCAAAGCAAGAUGGCGGCCAAGAAGGAAAGGUCAAGCAGCAUGCUACAGGGCAAGGCAGCCUUGCUGUCAAAGGACAGCUCCAUAAUAGGAUGGAGCUGGUUUGGAAUAAUCUAGAAGCACCCCACAACAAAUGUGAAAAACAAGAUGUUAUCCAAAGAGCGGAGGUCAAAUGUCUAAAGAAGGCUCAUGCUGUCUGGAAAAUACAGGAAGGUGAUCCAAAAGGGACCGACCAUAAUAGCCAAGGCCUAAACAAAAUGUUAUUAUGGGAUCGCAUAGCAGCAGAAAGGACUCUGAGGACGACUUUGAAUGGGCAUGGGGGACAAAAUGUUGACUCUGCAGAAAAGGCCAGAGGUCAACUCCAAGUUCAAAGGAAUGGGGGGCCGAAGGAUAUCUCCAGUAGAAGAGAACUUGACUGUCAAGGUAAGGAGAUGACAUCUCACCCAGGCAACCAGAUGAAACAGGAACUCCGGCAGGUUGAAUGUGAAAAGCAAAAUGGCUGUCAAGGAGAAGUAGCCAAAGAUCAACUCCAGUCCCAAGGCAUUUCUAGAGGGGUAACUGUAGCUCAGUUUGGAGGCAUCAAGCCAUGUGGGAAAAGCUCAGCAGCGCAAGACAGUCUAGCAACAACGAUAUCAGUAAAGGACAAUGGCUUAGUCAAAAGUGUACAGUUGCCUGCAGAUAAUAUAUCAUUAGAAAAACAACCAAUUUCCACUAGACAAGAUGGCCAACAGUCCAUUGACUCACCUGUGUUGGAAACAGAUGAAGGAACUAAAAAGUCACAUGUUGAACUUAGCCAAGGAAACAGACAAAAGUUGACUUUAUCCGAUUCUACUCGGAUAGGGUUGCUUGAAGAGCAGCCCACAGGCACAGAUUCCGAGCAUGUGCCAUAUUUCACCCUCUCAGUACUGGAGCCUCAAUCUCCAAGUAUCCAGAAGUGCCCUGAGAUAUUCCAAAAGUCUCAGUGGCCACUCACAGAUCAGUGCAAAGUCACGCCUUGGGUGGAAAACCUUCCAGGUGACAAGCAAAACCCAGAUCCCACGCCAAACCCUUCAAGCUACAUUGCCACAGCGGAAGCUGAUGGAGGCAGCUGCAGUCCAGGUGGAGCUCACACUCCUGUGACUGCCAGUUCUGGGAAAGGGGGAACAGCGUUUCCACUACAACAAGGUGGAGGAAGCAGUGGAGGCAGCCAUGGAAAUGAUGAGCCCAGUCAGAGAUCUGAGUCUAGUGAUCUGCUCCCUUCUAAAGCCCACAGGGGGGCCAUCAGUUCAGAGAGUAAUGCAAAGAACCUGAGUAAGGGGGAAAGGGGAGAUUUGCUUGAGAGAGUCACCGUGGGAAAAGGCCUGCUUCCAGAACUCCCCGGAGGAAGCGUGGAAGACAUCCUUAAAUGUGGCGCUAAAGAAGACGACGAAGAGGAGGAUGAGGAGCUAUCUAGCUUCUCCUCCUUGCUUGCCUCCAAGCUCAGCCUCUCCCCUCACAGUGCCCUUGCGCCUCUCACAAGGGAGCAAGGGGACACGCUGUCCUCCUCACCCACGGAUGCUGGGAAGCAAGGUGCUAAGACAAGGCAUUCCACGAGGGCGCAGGUGCCCCAUAAUUCCACCACCCGACCAAACAGGAGUCCGGAAGCCAACACAGCCGCCCAGCACAGUCACAAGAGAAAGAACAAUGGCUCAGGUACGCGGAGGAGCAAGCGCCUUCGCAACCAGUAACAGAGCUCCUUUCUUUCAAUGGAGGCUGACUCCAGCAAACCCUGGUAAAGUCUCUUAAAAGUCCCCGUUCUGGCAGCUGCCACCUGUGCUGAGAUUUCAGAGCCCCGCCAUUACUCAAAAUAGUACGGGUAACAGGGAAAAGACUGCGCCAAAAUACCUUGACCGAGUCACAAGCUGCCUAGAUACGCUUCCUGUGGGACUUGACAGAGACCCCCCCACCCUGCAUUUGUUCAAAUUUCUUAGCAAAUUAAAAGAGAUAUUGAAUCCAACUUGCUUGGCUGAAAGCAUGGCUCUGAAAGCUCCACCUUCGGAGACUACCAGCCGGCCUAAUAUCGAACUCAGGUUAUCCUGCGCCGAUCUGUUUUGGAAUUGAAAAGGAAGGC